AUGCAGGGUAGUAACGUUAUGAGUUGGGAUUAUGGUUCAUUGUUUAGCUAGCUAGCUACAUGUCUUAACAAAAGACUCCACUAUGCAAGUAACCAUUUCAAUAGAAUGUUCAUGAUGUCAAUGCGACAACUGUUGAUAGAUGUAGCUGGUAAAUUUGCUCUGGCUAUCUACUCCGAUUUCAGAGCGCUCUCGUCUGAGUGGGCCAGAACGCAGAAUAACUGACGAAUUUACGAACAAUCAACACCCGUUGAAUAUGGCUGGUGUCGGUAAACGUUGGCAAAAAAGCGUAAAUUGUUGCCAGCAUCACAGUUGCAGUCACCAACGCUCUGGAGAACAUGAAAACAGCCUAACCAGCUCUGCUAGGGCGAGUAAAAUGGUCAGAGUGAGAUGUUCUCUGAUUUGUGUCUGGAAGUAGCUAGCAAGCUAGCCAAUGUUAGCCAGUUAGCUUGGGUGCUUUACUGUUGUUAGGACAGAAUGCUCGGAUCAACCCUUAAAGAGAUGGGUGGGGCUAAGGCUUAAGAGGGUGUGAGCGAUGCUGAAUGGGACAAAGAAGGGCUCUCCACUAGGUACCAAAACAUUCAAAGGCCAUUUUCUCAAACGUGACGUUACAAGUUGAUCAACUUUCAAAACAGAAUUACUUUCCCAUUGUUCCUCAACUGUAGUGUAUGAUAUACCAUUUUCUAGCUCUGUGUAUCUACUUUUAUCCAAUGUAAAAAUAAAAAAUAAAUCACAUUUUGCUACAUAAGACCGAAUCAAGCCGGUCGGUCACAAAUGGAGGUCUAUUAGCCUGGUCCCACAUCUGUUUGUGCUGUCUUGACAACUCAGCUUGAUAUUGGCAAUAUGAGUUUAGCAAGAACGCACAAACAGAUCUGGGACCGGGCUACAAAUCUAUAGGUCUUCAAUCAAUCCAAUGGAGUUUGUUUUCUGAGGUUGCGUUGUUCGUUGUGUAAAAGAUUGAAUUGGCAUUUGGGGGGAAACAGCACCACUGUUCACCACAGGACCUUCUAUUAUAAUUAUUUAGUUUUUGUUGAUUAAACAGAGAAGAGGAGUGUAUGGCAUUUUGCUAAAAUACAUUUAGCAAGCGAUGAUGUCCGAGGGAACAAAAUAGUGUUUGUUGUUAGUAACUUCUUUGUUGUUGUACUAUCCCAAAUGGACAGUUUGACCAAUUUAAGUAUUCCAGCUUUAAAAGAACAAUGUUUGAAAAUAUGACGUUGCGUUCAUUCAAUAGAGCAGGGAAUGUCAUGUGACUACAAACACCCUCUCACUGUUACCAUCAGGCCUUAUACAUUGACUGAUUGGUUGAUAGCUAAGGAUGUAACGAUUCACCCGAUACGCAUCGGUCCCCUGAUUCAAAUGUUUAAGAUGCGGGAGCAUCGGUCCGCGGAUCCCAAACUGAUUUUUAAAAAAGCAUGUAUUGGUCAGAAAGCCGAUUUGGACGUUACUUAACGCUGGUUCACCAGCAUUAUUGGCUCAUAUUACAUUAUUUCUAUCUUCUGAAAAAUAUAUAUUUUGUGACAAUUGAUGCGUCCUCUCUUUCAGUGCGGAACUGCAUGUAACUGUGGAGUCAUUGAUCUAUAGCUCUGACAGAUCCAGCUCAUGAGCGCCAUCAACAACAGAUUUAAACUUAGAAUGGAAAAGGAAUAUGUUUAUUGCAACAAAUGUUAGUGCAUCGCAUUGAUUCACUGAAUCGUUUCAAACUUACACGUAUUGGUUCCUGUAUGGUAUCAGUCUAGAUACGUGUGGGCAUAUGGAUGAUGAUGAUGAUGAUGAUGAUGUUCUUCUUUCUUUUCACAGGUUUCUGCAUGUUUGUUCUGAGUUUAGUGAAGAAACAUUACCGCCUGCAGUUUUAUAUGGUGUGUAUGAGCCAAGUAACCCUGGCAACACUAACUGACCACCACCAUCCUGUCACUCUGCACACCACACAAUACAGCUGGGCUCCCCAACUACAUUCAGCCACGGACGGUCAGGGGGAACAUGGUGUUCAAUCAUUUGUACAGUGCAAAUUGACCCGCAAGAAUCCCAAACAGAGAUUAGUAUUUGACACAAAAAAAAACAGAAUCAUUUCAAACGUCGAUUACAUUGGGAUACGAUCACAUAUGCCUCUUUGUGUGUGGGAGUACUUGGGAACAGAUUUCCUAAAUUUAAAAUCACUUUGAGCUGAUUUCCUGGUGAUUUUAGUAUUUUAUAUCCAGAACUUGGAUAACCCCCUGCUAUUGGGGAACCCUGCUAUACGGCGUACAGCGUACUGCGUACUGCGUACUCCAUCCCAGUUUACAGGCACUACUGGCACCCUAUUCCCUAUGUACUGCAUCUGUUUUUGACCUUUUUAGUAAAAGGUAGAGCACUGCGUAGUGAAAUGAUGAAUACAUUUGACAGCUCUUUCUAGAUGGAAAAGUAGAGCACCACAUGGGGUGUAGUUUCAGGCCAGCCAGAUAGACAUACACUAGAGUGCUGUGUUAAAGCCAUCUUUAUCAGCCUUCGCUUUGUGUCGUAGAUGUCAGUGGGUGUAGUGGUGUGUGGAGUGACAGCAUUGCCUAUCUAGAGACUGUAUUUCUAUAUCUGUAGCCUGUCUGCCUAUCUAGAGACUGUGUUUCUAUAUCUGUAGCCUGUCUGCCUAUCUAGAGACUAUAUCUGUAGCCUGUCUGCCUAUCUAGAGACUGUAUUUCUAUAUCUGUAGCCUGUCUGCCUAUCUAGACUGUAUUUCUAUAUCUGUAGCCUGUCUGCCUAUCUAGAGACUAUAUUUCUAUAUCUGUAGCCUGUCUGCCUAUCUAGAGACUGUAUUUCUAUAUCUGUAGCUUGUCUGCCUAUCUCUGCAUUCUACCUACCAACAUUGUUAUUGUGAGUGGUCAGGCUACAUUCCCCACUGCUAACGUGUUGUGGUUUGGUGUGUGUUGUGGUGUGUGUGUUGUGUGUGUGGUGUGUGUUGUGGUGUGUGUGGUGGCCCCUCCAGUUUGCAUGGACCCAUGUAACCCUGCUGAUCGUGGUGACUCAGUCUCACCUGGUCAUUCAGAACCUGUUUGAAGGAAUGAUCUGGUAAGAAACACACAGUAUCAGUGUUCUGGUAGGAAAGCAAACACGACACGCCCAGAUACCUGUCCCUGAAACACGACACGCCCAGAUACCUGUCCCUGAAACACGACACGCCCAGAUACCUGUCCCUGAAACACGACACGCCCAGAUACCUGUCCUGACCGACGGAUACUCAACACGACACGCCCAAUACCUGUCCCUGAACACGACACGCCAGAUACCUGUCCCUGAAACACGACACGCCCAGAUACCUGUCCCUGAAACACGACACGCCCAGAUACCUGUCCCUGAAACACGACACGCCCAGAUACCUGUCCCUGAAACACGACACGCCCAGAUACCUGUCCCUGAGAAACCUGUUGUUUCUCUCCUCUCCACUGAUACUGUAGUAGUCUGAUUUCACCUUGUGUAUUAAUGUAAACAGUAUGUCCAAUGAUCUGGUAAGAAAUGAUCUGGUAAGAAAUGAAACAACGCACCCAGACCUGUCUCGUCUUCAGUGCACCAGCUAUAGUAAUAAUAUUAUGGUAGUCAGCUCUGAACCCUAUGGUAGUGUCACGAGAAUUUCUAUCUCUAAUUCAACCUAAGCUUGAAUCAUUACCAGAGGUUGUAAGGCUCUGGUUUUAAUCAUAAAUGAUUCAAGGUCCACAACCAGCAAGAAUGAUCUGUAUUUUUAAUCAUGGAGAGCUCUGGCGCCAAAAAAUACAUACACAGCCUUUAUACCCCUUGACACACAAAGGCACUUUGCUCCGCCCACCUUUAAACAGCUCCUCAGUCCCCUUCACCCUGGAAUGCUUUCUCAGCAGUUUCUAACUCCUCCCCUCUGUUAGUGGGUUGACACUACAUUAUAACUCUUAACACCGUUCACACAUUUAUACUGUAUUUGGGGUGAAAUCCUUUAGUCAUUAUUCUUAAAAUACAAAUUAAUCUAUCAGGUAGUCAGCCCUGACUCCUAUGGUAGUCAGCCCUGAACCCUAUGGUAGUCAGCUCUGAACCCUACGGUAGUCAGCUCUGAGCCCUGUGGUAGUCAGCCCUGAGUCCUAUGGUAGUCAGCUCUGAACCCUAUGGUAGUCAGCUCUGAGUCCUGUGGUAGUCAGCCCUGAGUCCUGUGGUAGUCAGCUCUGAGCCCUGUGGUAGUCAGCCCUGAGCCCUGUGGUAGUCAGCUCUGAGUCCUGUGGUAGUCAGCUCUGAGUCCUGUGGUAGUCAGCUCUAAGCCCUGUGGUAGUCAGCUCUAAGUCCUGUGGUAGUCAGCUCUAAGCCCUGUGGUAGUCAGCUCUAAGCCCUGUGGUAGUCAGCUCUAAGCCCUGUGGUAGUCAGCUCUGAGCCCUGUGGUAGUCAGCGCUGAGCCCAAAUACAGAGGUGCUCCUCAUGCUCUGUAUUCAAACUGUAUUUUGUAAAACAAUAUUUGUAAACGGUAAAGAUGCUCGUUGGUCAAAUGUAAAGAUAACGUAAGGUCGGAGUUGACAUUUGUUAGCAUUGUUUGAACGUUGUUUUCCAGGUUCCUCGUCCCUGUCUCCAUAGUGAUCUGCAAUGACAUCAUGGCCUACCUGUUUGGUUUCUUCUUUGGCAGAACACCACUCAUUAAGGUACAUUUACUGUAUAUUGUAUUAUAUUAUACACUCAGUGGCCAGUUCACCAGAAUUGAUCACUCCUACAGACAGUGAGUCACAUGGCCGUGGCUUGCUAUAUAAAACGGACGGACUGGCAUCGAGGCAUUCAGUUACUGUUCAAUUGAACGUUAGAAUGGGCAAACGUUAGAAUGGGCAAAACAAGAGACUUUGAGCGUGGUAUGAUCGUCGGUGCCAGGCGCGCUAGUUCCAGUAUCUCAGAAACGUCCGGCUUCCUGGGCUUUUCACGCACAACAGUGUCUAGGGUUUACCAAGAAUGAUACGCAAAACAUCCAGUCAUCGGCAGUCCUGUGGGUGAGAACAGCUUGUUGAUGAGAGGUCAAAGGACAAUGGCAAGAAUCGUGCAAGCUAACAGGCGGGCCACAAACAGACAAAUAACGGCGCAGUACAACAGUGGUGUGCAGAACGGCAUCUCGGGAACGCACAACUCGUCGGUCCUUGUCACGGAUGGGCUAUUGCAGCAGACGACCACACCGGGUUCCACUCCUAUCAGCUGAAAACAAGAAGAAGCGGCUCCAGUGGGCACGCCAUCACCACCACUGGACCAUUGAGGAGUGAAAAAAACAUCCCCCGGGCCGACGAAUCCCAGGUCCUGUUGCGUCAUGCUGAUGGCAGAGUCAGGAUUUGGCGUAAGCAGCAUGAGUCCAUGGCCACGUCCUGCCUGGUGUCAACGGUACAGGCUGGUGGCGGUGAUUCUGGGGGAUGUUUUCCAGGCACCAGUAGAUCUAUAAAUGUAGGCCUAUUUUAACACUUUAAUUUUUCUAAAUGAAAAUAUAGCCAUGUGACAUUGCUAUACAAGGAUAUACCAUGACAUUUCAAAUGAUUUAAUUUAAUAAAAACAACAAACUUUUCAAUAUAGUUUUUUAUGACGUGUGCCCCAUUUAAAAAGACAGGUACCUUGACGCACGUAGCUUGUUCUUUACAGUGUGUUGGCCAAUCAAAGUGACUGACUUUACAGUCAGAGGUUCCGUGUGUAGCAGGUCGAGUGAGUUCACUAAUACAAUGCAAGAUGGAAUAAAAUCACAAAAUUCAAAGCGAAAUGAUCAGGAGUAGGCUACAACGAGGGAGGGAGGAGAAAGUGCAGCAUGUAACGUUAGCCAAGAAGCCUAGCUAGCUAGCUUCUGUAGGUUACUCCAUUCAAGACCGGCACUUAUGAGUUGAUGAUGAAUAUUGUAGCUGCUACAAGUUACCGAAUCUUGGCUGUAGCCCAAUUGAAUCUCUCUCCCUCCAUCCGCUUGCUCCCAUCUCACACACACCAUCCCCUCACCAGUGGCAGAAAUAACCGGAGCUGUUAAUGGACGGAGGGGGAGAGAUGCAGUUGUCGGUUGUGCAAACCCACAGUUUCAUCAGCUGUCCGGGUGGCUGGUCUCAGACGAUCCCGCAGGUGAAGAAGCAGGAUGUGGAGUUCCUGGGCUGGCGUGGUUACCUGUGGUCUGCGGUUGUGAUGCCGGUUGGACGUACUGCCAAAUUCUCUAAAGUGAGGCGCCUUAUGGUAGAGAAAUGAACAUUCAAUUCUCUGGCAACAGCGCUGGUGGACAUUCUUGCAGUCAGCAUGCCAAUUGCACGCUCCCUCAAAACCUGAUACAUUUGUGGCAUUGUGUUGUGUGACAAAACUGCACAUUUUAGUGGCCUUUUAUUGUCCCCAGCACAAGGUGCACCUGUGUAAUGAUCAUGCGGUUUAAUCAGCUUCUUGAUAUGCCACACCUGUCAGGUGAAUGGAUUAUCUUGGCAAAGGAGAAAUGCUCACUAACAGGGAUGUAAAAUGUGUGCACAAAAUGUGAGAGAAAUAAGCUUUUUAUGUGUGAAAAAUGUCUGGGAUCUUUUUAAUUCAGCUCAUGAAACAUGGGACCAACACUUUACAUGUUGCAUUUAUAUUUUUGUUCAGUGUACAUAGUCCCUGUCUUGACUGCAUCAAACCGAGAGAAGCUAGUUAAGCUAGCCAGCUAACGUUAGCUAAGCUAAUUGAGACUACAUAUCUUCAACUGUGCGCGUUCUCCCCUUCCGAAACCCUGCAUAUGUUGUAGCCUGUCCUUCUUUAACUUGUAGUUCUGUCAUGUUAAUUCCAUCUUCCAUUGAUUAGCCUAGAUAUCUCCUAAUAGCUAGCCACAGGGAAGCUCUGACUGUAGUUUAGUGCUGGUUUGAUGACUUGUGAUUGGACGACAACAGCAAGCUACACGCGCCACUCUGGGGAAAAGCAGGAGCACCAGCACCAUAAAUUAUACCAUUUUCUAUCUCCGCGGGAAGUGUGAUGUAAAACCAUCUGCAUUGUGAAUUCAUGUGGCAUUUUAUAUGAUUUUUUUUUUUUUUCUUAUCGUUUUAAUGGAAAAUCCAUCUUUAAAAAUAAUUUUAAAUCUUAAGAAAAAUCGUCCAUUUGUCACACCCCUAGUGUGAAACACUGUCAUCCCUGUGUGAAAGAUGGCCUCUGUUCCUGUACGCGUCGAUACUCGACGCUCAAUUCAGUUUCCUGUUCACUCAGUUCAGGAAGUGGAAUUGCCAUUAAAAUCAAUAAAUGAAUUGAAAAAGACCUCCAUACAAAAUAAAUCAAAUAAUUGUCAUAACAUUGCGUUACAAAUUAAAUGUAUUAAUAUUGUUAUUUAUUACAGCUGUCUCCCAAGAAGACGUGGGAGGGAUUCAUAGGAGGAUUCUUUGGAACCCUGGUCUUUGGAUUCAUAGUGAGUAAAUAUACUACAGUAAAAUAAAGUUACUAUGACAGUGGUAUUACUUUACAUUACAGCGCGGUAUAAAGUGUAACAAUGUGGUAAUAGUAUGCUAAGUAAUCGGCCCCUUAUUGAUGAUGCCUGCUGGUUUUCUUCUCUCCUGUUAGCUGGCCUACCUGCUAGCUCAGUUCCGGUACUUUGUCUGUCCCGCGGAAUACAACAGUGAGACCAAUCGUUUCACUGCGGAGUGUGAACCCUCAGACAUCUUCGUGAUGCACGAGUACACAUUGCCCUUCGCUGUCCAGAGCAUCCUCAGAUGGGUAAGGGGACCUUAUGGUUGCACAUUUCCAGAAACUUUCCCAAAAUUCCCUGUUUUUUCCAGAAAUCCUGUCUGAAGAAUUCCUGUUUGGAGGAUUCCCUCGCAGCUUAUUCUCUGCUGGUCCCAGAAAUCCUCUAACUGGGCAAAGCAGUGACAUUUGGGAACGUUUUGGGGCUUUAGCCACCAGGGUGAAAGGUCAUCUGGUCGUAGGAGAAGGGCAGCACCUCUAGGUUGAAUGCUUUAUUCUAUCUCAUUGUUAAAUCACUUCAGUCCUGCCCUCACCUGCUCUGACAAGUAGUGAAAAAUAAUUCAAAAUAUGGCUUUCAUGUGGUCCUGGAUGGCUUUCAUGUGGUCCUGGAUGGCUUUCAUGUGGUCCUGGAUGGCUUUCAUGUGGUCCUGGAUGGCUUUCAUGUGGUCCUGGGAUGGCUUUCAUGUGGUCCUGGGAUGGCUUUCAUGUGGUCCUGGGAUGGCUUUCAUGUGGUCCUGGGAUGGCUUUCAUGUGGUCCUGGGAUGGCUUUCAUGUGGUCCUGGGAUGGAUUUCAUGUGGUCCUGGGAUGGCUUAGACACUUAUAGGCAGACUUUUGUGUUCUUAGGCUGCGUUUACACAGGAAGACCAAUUCUGGGCAAAAGAGCUGAUCUGAUUGGUCAAAAGACCAAUUAGUGGAAAAAGAUCCGAAUUGUGAUGCCUGUGUAAACGCAGCCUUAGUUACUGGUCUGGCGAGAAUGGAAGUCGGAGAGACAUGAUCAAUGCUCAGUUGUAUUUUACUACAUGUUGUUCAAACAUUUACUAACUAGCUGGUUCCAACUAACUAGCUGGUUCCAACUAAAUAGUGGUGCUUGUUUCAAUGAAUCCAAGGGAAACGCUAAAUUGUGUGUCUGUGUCUGUGUGUGUGUGUGUGUCUGUGUCUCUGUGUGUGUGUGUGUCUGUGUGUCUCUGUGUGUCUGUGUGUGUGUCUCUGUGUGUCUGUGUCGCUGUGUCUCUGUGUGUCUCUGUGUGUGUCUCUGUGUCUCUGUGUGUGUGUGUGUCUGUGUCUCUGUGUGUCUGUGUGUCUGUGUCUCUGUGUGUCUGUGUGUCUCUGUGUGUCUGUGUGUGUGUCUGUGUGUCUGUGUCUCUGUGUGUGUGUGUGUGUGUCUCUGUGUGUGUGUGUGUGUGUGUGUGUGUGUGUGUGUGUGUGUCUGUCUCUCUACAGAAAACGGUGAACCUGUACCCAUUCCAGAUCCACAGCGUGGCGCUCUCCACCUUCGGCUCUCUCAUUGGUCCUUUUGGAGGAUUCUUCGCCAGCGGAUUCAAACGAGCCUUCAAGAUAAAAGUGAGAACAGAGACAUGCGCACACACAUUUUUUUACAUUUUAGUCAUUUUAGCAGACGCUCUUAUCCAGAGCGACUUACAGUUAGUGAGUGCAUACAUUUUUCAUACUGGCCCCCCAGUGGGAAACGAACCCACAACCCUGGCGUUGCAAGGCGCCAUGCUCUACCAACUGAGCUACAGGGGACUACACACAGGCCUCGCUUGGCUAUGCUUGUUUAUUUAUCUGAACAUUUGUGUAGGAUGAUUUCCAUGGAUACCUUAAAAGACACAAUCAGUGAUUUCUCUGUAACUAGUCUUGGGCGGUAUCCAGAUUGUCAUACUGACGUACUGUUCUUCUGCCUUCCCGGGUUUUACGGUAUUUCCAGCGUAGUACACUAGGGGGCGCUAAAUGCGCAGAAAAAACCCCAAUGGGAGUCGAUUACCAGAAUGCUAACAAAAUGAGCGCAAGUAAUAGCGAAUUGUCAUGGACGCUUUUAGCUAAAUGCUAACAAGCGAAAAUGAACAAACUAAUUGCAGACAGUCAAAUCCAGCUCAUAAAGUUAUACAAGUAUAGCUAGUAACCAUUUUUGGUGAGUGUGGCACAUUUACAAGUGAAAGUGAAUGAGAGAAAUUGUGCAAAAUGAACAACGUUGCGAUGCAUGCUUGUCUGAAGGAAGAGCAGCAUGUUUACAUGGAGAAGAACGGAGGAGGGAAAAACAACGCUAGUAGGAAGCACAGGGACAAAAUGGCCGCUGUACAGAUAACUCAUCCAGAGCGCUUUGACUUCUCAAACACGGCAGAAAGCUAACACCACUUCUCCUCAUUAAUUCAGCCACUUACAUAGCUAACUAACAAGUAACCAAAUUCACAGCUGGAGAGUAUAGCACACCUUAGACAGUUUAUAAAGAUAUCUGAUAGCAAACAUUUAGUAGUGAAUUGCACACAAGUGCAUACUUCAUCACCUCAUGUGCGCCGUACAACAGAGAGAGAGACUCAACGCUUUGGACUCCCCCUUUCUCCCAUUGUGCUCGUUACAAUGAACACAGUGACUGGCUGCUGUUCUGGGGAACUACGGUAAGCUUCAUAAUGAAAAGUAAUGUGACAGGGUGAAAUGAAGAACGCGACUUGCUUUAUCUCCUCUAACGUAUUGCACAAGUUGACUGCAGGUAUAAACUUAAAGUAGCUACAAAUAUUCAAAUGUAUCGAAAACUUCAAAGAAAUAGUUUCAACGGUAUUGAAAAACCAUCUUGUGGGUAUUUCCAAAUACCCUAGUAUAUACGGUAUACCGCCCAACCCUAGUAAUAACUUCUCUCUCUCCUGUCAGGACUUUGCAGACACCAUCCCUGGUCACGGGGGCAUCAUGGAUCGCUUCGACUGUCAGUAUCUGAUGGCUACCUUCACUCACGUUUACAUAGCCAGCUUCAUCAGGUAAUGGUCGUGGUUUUAACAUAGCCAGCUUCAUCAGGUAAUGGUCGUGACAUUAACAUAGCCAGCUUCAUCAGGUAAGGGUCGUGGUUUUAACAUAGCCAGCUUCAUCAGGUAAGGGUCGUGGUUUUAACAUAGCCAGCUUCAUCAGGUAAUGGUCGUGGUUUUAACAUAGCCAGCUUCAUCAGGUAAUGGUCGUGGUAUUAACAUAGCCAGCUUCAUCAGGUAAGGGUCGUGGUUUUAACAUAGCCAGCUUCAUCAGGUAAGGGUUGUGGUAUUAACAUAGCCAGCUUCAUCAGGUAAUGGUCGUGGUAUUAACAUAGCCAGCUUCAUCAGGUAAGGGUCGUGGUUUUAACAUAGCCAGCUUCAUCAGGUAAGGGUUGUGUUAUUAACAUAGCCAGCUUCAUCAGGUAAUGGUCGUGACAUUAACACAGCCAGCUUCAUCAGGUAAGGGUCGUGACAUUAACAUAAUUUACAUAGUUUAUAUAGUCAGUUUACAUCAGCUUUUAUCAGGUAUGGAUAAUCAAUAGGUACCAACUGUUCAUUUAAAGGGGCAAUUAGCAGUCAAAACAAUAACAAAACGUUCUCCUCGAUUCGGUAAAAAGCUGAGGGACGGGGCUGAAGAAAUGUAACCACUCGCCAAUUCAUAGUCAGAGUUAUGGAUGCAAGGACUGACCAUCCAUGACAUCAAAAUUAUAGUUUUUUGGGACAAAAAUCCAUAUGCCGAUAAAUUGACUGAAUCUACGUGAUAACGGUAAAUAGAAUGAUACUUUUUUUUUUUUUUCCCUUUAAACUACUACUAGUUUGAUGGUUGGAGACAUUAAUUGUCCCAUUAACAAUCACCCAUAUUUGCAAACUUAUUUCAUUUGAAACUUCACAUUUCUCUAGUAUAGGCUACUUAUCGAAAUUAACAAUAUCAGCAAAAUGCCUGCAAUAAGUGGUCCGUAUGGUCGGUGUUGAUAAGAUGUCCGGGUGGUCGGUGUGGAUAAGAUGUCCGUAUGGUCGGUGUGGAUAAGAUGUCCGGGUGGUCGGUGUCGAUAAGAUGUCCGUAUGGUCGGUGUGGAUAAGUGGUCCGUAUGGUCGGUGUCGAUAAGAUGUCCGGGUGGUCGGUGUGAUAAGAUGUCCGGGUGGUCGGUGUUGAUAAGAUGUCCGGGUGGUCGGUGUGAUAAGUGGUCCGGUGUGGUCGGUGUGAUGAGUGGUCCGGAGUGGUCCGGGUGUGAUAAGUGGUCCGUAUGGUCGGUGUGGAUAAGUGGUCCGUAUGGUCGGUGUGGAUAAGUGGUCCGUAUGGGUCGGUGUGGAUAAGUGGUCGUAUGGUCGGUGGGAUAAGUGGUCCGUAUGGUCGGUGUGGAUAAGUGGUCCGUAUGGUCGGUGUGGAUAAGUGGUCCGUAUGGUCGGUGUGGAUAAGUGGUCCGUAUGGUCGGUGUGGAUAAGUGGUCCGUAUGGUCGGUGUGGAUAAGUGGUCCGUAUGGUCGGUGUGGAUAAGUGGUCCGUAUGGUCGGUGUGGAUAAGUGGUCCGUAUGGUCGGUGUGGAUAAGAUGUCCGUAUGGUCGGUGUGAUGAUAAGUGGUCUGAUAUGUCCGUUGUGUGUGAUAAGAUGUCCGUAUGUCGGUGUGUAGUGUCUAUUGUCGUCCAGUCUAUGGUACGUUUUGGGGAUAAGUGGUGUCUAUGGUCGUUGUUGAUAAAUGGUCGUAUGGUCGUUGAUAAGGCAUUUAAGUAUGUCCAGUUGGUCCGUUUGUUGCAUGAAGAUGGUCCGCUAUGUUCCGUUGAUAAGUGGUCGCUGAUGGUGGUCGAUGGGCAUAAUGGUCGUAAUGUCUGUAUAAUGCUAUGGUGGUGUUGAUAGAUGCGUGUGUUUUGAUAAGUGGUCCGUAUGGUCGUGUGAUAGUCGAUGGUGGUUGUAUAAUGCAUGGUUGUGGAUAAGUUCGUGUUUUAUGUAGUCCGUUGUGUGUUGAUAAUGGUUGGCGGUUUGAUUAUGGUCCGUAGCCUGUGGAUAAGUCGUAGUAUUGUGAUAAGAUGGUCCGUUGUGGUUGUGAUAAGGGGUGUUAUGAUGUUAGGCGGUGGUGAAUCAUUGUUGGAUGCUAUAUGAUUGUAUGUUUUAUUGUGUUUUGGCUCUGGGUGUUUUGGUUUGUUUAUCCUUGUGGUUUGAUAAUAGGUUUGGGGGUAAUUAGUGAUGUAUUAUGGCUGAGCCUGUCCUGUGGUUUGAUAAUAGGUUUGGGGUAAUUAGUGAUGUAUUAUGGCUGAGCCUGUCCUGUGGUUUGAUAAUAGGUUUGGGGUAAUUAGUGAUGUAUUAUGGCUGAGCCUGUCCUGUGGUUUGAUAAUAGGUUUGAGGUAAUUAGUGAUGUAUUAUGGCUGAGCCUGUCCUGUGGUUUGAUAAUAGGUUUGGGGUAAUUAGUGAUGUAUUAUGGCUGAGCCUGUCCUGUGGUUUGAUAAUAGGUUUGAGGUAAUUAGUGAUGUAUUAUGGCUGAGCCUGUCCUGUGGUUUGAUAAUAGGUUUGGGGUAAUUAGUGAUGUAUUAUGGCUGAGCCUGUCCUGUGGUUUGAUAAUAGGUUUGAGGUAAUUAGUGAUGUAUUAUGGCUGAGCCGGUCCUGUGGUUUGAUUAAUAGGUUAUGGGGUAAUUAGUGAUGUAUUAUGGCUGAGCCUGUCCUGUGGUUUGAUAAUAGGUUUGAGGUAAUUCAGUGAUGUAUUAUGGCUGAGCCUGUCCUGGGGUUGAUAAUACCAGUUUUGGGGUAAUUAGGUGAUGUAUUAAUGGCUGAGCCUGUCCUGUGGUUUUGAUAAUAGGUUUGGGGUAAUUAAGCGAUGUAUUAUGGCUGAAACCUGUCCGGUGUGGUUGGGAUAAUGGGAGUUUGGGGGUAAUUAGCGAUGUAAUUAAUGGCUGAGCCUGUCCUGUGGAUUUGAUAAUGGUUUGGGUUAAUUAUGUGAUCGCAUUAUGGCUGAUCCUGUCCUGUGGUUUGAUAAUAGGUGUUGGGGUAAUUUAGUGAUGUAUUAUGGCUGACCGAAACCUGUCCUGUGGUUUUGAAAUAAAGAGUUUGGGGUAUUAGUGAUGUAUUAUGGCUGAACCUGUACCUGUGGUUUGAUAAUAGGUGUGGGGUAAUUAGUGAUGUAUUAUGGCUGAGCCGUGUCCCUGUGGUUUGAUAAUAGGUUUGGGGUAAUUAGGUGAUGGUAUUAUUGGCUGAGCCUGUCCUGUGGGGUUGAUAAUAUGGUUUGGGGGUAAUUUAGUGAUGUAUUAUGGCUGAACCUGUCCUGUGGUUUGAUAAUAGGUUUGGGGUAAUUAGUGAUGUAUUAUGGCUGAACCUGUCCUGUGGUUUGAUAAUAGGUUUGGGGUAAUUAGUGAUGUAUUAUGGCUGAGCCUGUCCUGUGGUUUGAUAAUAGGUUUGGGGUAAUUAGUGAUGUAUUAUGGCUGAGCCUGUCCUGUGGUUUGAUAAUAGGUUUGGGGUAAUUAGUUAUGUAUUAUGGCUGAACCUGUCCUGUGGUUUGAUAAUAGGUUUGGGGUAAUUAGUGAUGCAUUAUGGCUGAGCCUGUCCUGUGGUUUGAUAAUAGGUUUGGGGUAAUUAGUGAUAUAUUAUGGCUGAGCCUGUCCUGUGGUUUGAUAAUAGGUUUGGGGUAAUUAGUGAUGCAUUAUGGCUGAACCUGUCCUGUGGUUUGAUAAUAGGUUUGGGGUAAUUAGUGAUGUAUUAUGGCUGAACCUGUCCUGUGGUUUGAUAAUAGGUUUGGGGUAAUUAGUGAUGUAUUAUGGCUGAACCUGUCCUGUGGUUUGAUAAUAGGUUUGGGGGUAAUUAGUGAUGUAUUAUGGCUGAGCCUGUCCUGUGGUUUGAUAAUAGGUUUGGGGUAAUUAGUGAUGUAUUAUGGCUGAGCCUGUCCUGUGGUUUGAUAAUAGGUUUGGGGUAAUUAGUGAUGUAUUAUGGCUGAACCUGUCCUGUGGUUUGAUAAUAGGUUUGGGGUAAUUAGUGAUGUAUUAUGGCUGAACCUGUCCUGUGGUUUGAUAAUAGGUUUGGGGUAAUUAGUGAUGUAUUAUGGCUGAGCCUGUCCUGUGGUUUGAUAAUAGGUUUGGGGUAAUUAGUGAUGUAUUAUGGCUGAGCCUGUCCUGUGGUUUGAUAAUAGGUUUGGGGGUAAUUUAGUUAUGUAUUAUGGCUGAACCUGUCCUGUGGUUUGAUAAUAGGUUUGGGGUAAUUAGUGAUGCAUUAUGGCUGAGCCUGUCCUGUGGUUUGAUAAUAGGUUUGGGGUAAUUAGUGAUAUAUUAUGGCUGAGCCUGUCCUGUGGUUUGAUAAUAGGUUUGGGGUAAUUAGUGAUGCAUUAUGGCUGAACCUGUCCUGUGUAUCCAUAUUCCAGGCCAGAGGUCCCAACCCCAGCAGCUGGUUAUGUUAUGUUAUAAUAUGUAAUGUUGAUGUUAUGUUAAUGUUAAUGUGACGUCUGUCUUCCAGAGGUCCCAACCCCAGCAGCUGGUUAUGUAAUGUUAUAAUAUGUAAUGUUGAUGUGACGUCUGUCUUCCAGAGGUCCCAACCCCAGCAGCUGGUUAUGUAAUGUUAUAAUAUGUAAUGUUGAUGUGACGUCUGUCUUCCAGAGGUCCCAACCCCAGCAAGGUGUUACAGCAGCUGUUGGUCCUGCAGCCAGAGCAGCAGCUGACUAUCUUCUACACCAUGAGAGACCGCCUCAGAGACAGGGGAAUACUGCCCCCUGCUGCCACGGAUGCCUUGUAGAACACACAUGCAAGAGGAGGAUAAUGUGUGUGUGUGUGUG
Molecule: messenger RNA, 15073 nt
Organism: Coregonus sp. 'balchen'
Lineage: Eukaryota; Metazoa; Chordata; Actinopteri; Salmoniformes; Salmonidae
Source: the annotation of a GenBank genome assembly